UUUCAAUACAUGUUCAAAUUAAUUUGGACUUAUUACUAUUAUUCGUCUUAAAUAUAGUAUUGUUGUUUUCUCAUCACUGAUUAUCUGAUUAGAUAUGUUACAUAUAUUUAUCUGGAAUUAGAUGUCAAAUAAAAUUUUCCCUACAUGUUUGCAAAAAAGAAAAAUUCAAAAACUAAAACGACGCCGUUAUCCACCUCUCACUAUUCCUAAACCCCUACACUCAUCGUCGUCGUUGUGUGGCUGGCGCGCGAAGGCUCUGUGAGCGUCUCAACUGCUAAAACCUCAAAGUCUCCCACAGACACCAUGCUUGAGCAAUGAACAGGCACCGCCCAGCCAGGGCACUCUCACGUGCGUUGUCACGUGCCCUGACCCCCCUCUCCUUCAGCUCCUCAUCUGCUUCGUCUUCUUCUUCCUCAUCGUUAUCGUCUUUCCCUCUGAAGCACGUCACCAGAUCGAACUUCGAGGCGGCUCUAGCCGAGCUUCGCGGCCAUGUCCGAGCCGCGGACUUCGUUGCCAUCGACCUCGAAAUGACCGGCGUCACCAGCGCGCCCUGGCGCGAUUCCUUCGAGUUCGACCGCUCCGAUGUGCGCUACCUCAAGGUCAGAGACUCCGCCGAGAAGUUCGCCGUCGUUCAGUUCGGUGUCUGUCCCUUUCGCUGGGACUCUUCCAAGAACUCCUUCGUCGCUCACCCGCAUAAUUUCUAUGUUUUUCCACGUCAAGAGCUUUCAGUGGACGGCCCAUCUUAUGAAUUUCUCUGCCAGACCGCAUCGAUUGACUUCCUAGCUAAAUACCAGUUUGAUUUUAAUGCUUGCAUACGAGAAGGAAUAUCUUAUUUAUCUAAAAGACAAGAAGAUGAAGCAUUUAGACAUUUGAAUUUGGCAUUCGAGGAUGAAUCAUCAGUGAUAUGGUCUCGCUUAAAAGAAGUUAGAAAUAUACCAUUGGUCAGUAUGCCUGACAUUCUGUUCUCUGAACGAAUGAAGAACAGGUUCAUUGAAUGGCGUGAUAGGUUAUUGCUGCCUCAAAAUGGAAGGUUUCAAUUUCAAGAUCGCACAAGUGACUUCAAACAAUUUGAAACCAUUUUUUUCAAGAUGCGUCCAGCUCUUAGUCUAAAUGGAUUCACUUCUCAUCAACUGAAGUUGGUUCAAUUGGUCGUAAAGGAGCACUUCAAAGAUCUUUCUUAUGUUCAUUUCGAAGGUGAAAAUUCCAUUUUACAACAACUAAUAGUAUAUACAGAGUCCAAGGAUGACAAGGAUUUACUUAUGAAAGAGGUGAAGAAUGAUCAUAGGAGACAAGCUGAGACUAAGAUUCAAGCUGCAGUUGGUUUCCGCCAUGUUAUUGACCUCCUUUCCUCAGAAAAGAAAUUGAUUGUUGGUCACAAUUGCUUCUUGGAUAUUGCACAAAUAUACAGCAAAUUUAUUGGUCCUCUUCCUUUGGCUGCUGAAGAACUUGCCUCUUCGGUUAACAAGUACUUUCCUCACAUCAUUGACACCAAAAUACUAUUGAAUGCUAAUCAUAUACUCCAGCAACGGAUAAAGAAGUCCAAAACGUCACUAUCCUCAGCAUUUGCCUUGUUAUGCCCACAUCUUGCUCUUAGCAACAUAAACACGGGCCUUCCUUCGCAUUCCUAUCUAAGUGUGGAGGUUGAAGUGGAUGACUUGAGGUCCUGCAACUGGAAUUCCGGAGCCAAGCAUGAAGCUGGAUAUGAUGCUUUUAUGACAGGAUGCAUCUUUGCUCAAGCUUGCAGUCAUCUUGGCAUUGAUUUUAAAAUCCAACUUCCAUCAGAAAAUUUGGCAUACAAUGAGAGACUCCAGAAGCAAAUCAACCUUCUAUAUCUUAGUUGGACUAAUGGAGAUGUCAUUGAUCUAAGCACUGGUAAGAAGGUCACGGAAUCUUUGGGUUCUAAUAUCCUUAAAAAGCAGUACCCAAAAAUAGUGUUUGAAAAUAUUGUUUUACUUUGGGGAUUCCCAUCUGGACUCAAGGCAAGGGAGAUAAGAGAAUGCAUCACAAAAGUCUUUGGUCCAACCUCUGUUACUUCAGUCUACCAUCUCGAUGAAACUGCAGUUUUUGUUCAGUUUAUGAAAGCAGAGAUGGUCUCUGACUUUCUGCUGCUAAAGGAAAAGUUGGAGAAAAGUGAUGGUCCAAUUUCAGUUUUGCAUCCUCUUGCAAAACUUCUGGAAGGUGGAAGCACCCAUGCUGCUAGUUACGAAACUUACAAAGAAAUCUGCGGUUCAUCCAUUUCAAAACACCUCUUUGCUGAUCAGGCAGAGGUAUUUGGUAUUAGAUGGAAGACCAAAUUGGUAGAAUCUAAGGCUGCAUUGGAUGGUGAAGAAAAUGGAAGUUUGGGAAAAGAAAACUCAACAAUGAGAACCGCUGCAAAGGCCGCUCACAAAACCAAGCAUGGGGUAGUAGACAAUUUGAGAGACAAUUCAUUGUGUGACCAGAUCAUACAUUCUAUAUAUGCUGCUGAAGACAGUCAGCUGAGAACUACUAACUAGUGACUAGGUUUUUGGAUAUUGCUGAACCUUUCAACAAUCAAUUAUUUAAUUUAUAUCCAUUCCCAUUAAUUUUAAGAUGAUUGCCGAGAAAAGCAGUCUCUGAAUAUUUGUGUA
Messenger RNA from Ziziphus jujuba (common jujube), 2609 nucleotides. Its product is annotated as poly(A)-specific ribonuclease PARN. The coding region runs from base 315 to 2495 and encodes 726 amino acids. Gene Ontology annotation, cellular component: cytoplasm. The record is from RefSeq and is a predicted model, not a curated record. Lineage: Eukaryota; Viridiplantae; Streptophyta; Magnoliopsida; Rosales; Rhamnaceae. Gene Ontology annotation, molecular function: RNA binding; 3'-5'-RNA exonuclease activity. The transcript is spliced from 7 exons.